AUGGCUCCCCAUGCUGAAGUGAGCACGGGCUCCGCGAAUGGAGAUGGACCCUCUCUCGGCCACGCCAACGGCCACACCAAUGGCAGGAGCAGCGGUACUACUGCUCCUGCCGGCAAUCUCUUCACUGUCAACUCCCCCAACGUCGUCUACACCGACGACACCAUCCUAUCCAAAUAUACAUACCGCACUACAAGCGUUCAGUCCGGUCCUGAUGGACGUUACACUGCUGUUCCCACUGAAACGGUCUAUGACUUCAAGGUCGACCGGAAGGUGCCCAAGGUCGGCCUCAUGGUCGUCGGCUGGGGUGGUAACAACGGCUCGACCGUCACUGCUGGUAUCAUUGCCAACCGUCGUGGGCUCUCGUGGGAGACUCGCGAGGGCAGUCGCUCUGCCAAUUACUACGGCUCGCUCGUCAUGGGCUCUACCAUGAAGCUGGGCACUGACGCCACUAGCCACCGUGACGUGAACAUCCCCUUCCAUGACGUGCUGCCCAUGGUCCACCCCAACGAUCUUGUCAUUGGUGGCUGGGAUAUCAGCAGCCUCAACCUGGCGCAGUCCAUGGACCGUGCUGGCGUGCUGGAGCCUACGCUGAAGGGUCUGGUCCGCAAGGAGAUGGCUGCCAUGACUCCGCUUCCCAGCAUCUACUAUCCCGAUUUCAUUGCGGCCAACCAGGAAGAGCGUGCCGACAACUUGAUUGCCGGCUCCAAGGCCGACUGGGCCCAUGUCGAGCACAUCCGCAAAGACAUCCGCGACUUUAAGACGACCAACAAUCUUGACAAGGUCGUUGUGCUCUGGUCGGCCAACACCGAGCGUUUUGCCGACAUCACCGAGGGCGUCAACGACACCGCCGACAAUCUGCUUGCGGCCAUCAAGACCGGCCACGAGGAGGUCGCUCCCUCGACUGUCUUUGCCGUGGCCUCCAUCCUUGAGAAUGCUCCGUUCAUCAACGGCUCGCCCCAGAACACGUUUGUGCCGGGCGCCAUUGCCCUGGCCGAGCGCCACCACGCCUUCAUUGGCGGCGAUGACUUCAAGUCGGGCCAGACCAAGAUGAAGUCGGCGCUGGUGGACUUUCUGAUCAACGCCGGUAUCCGCCUGACGUCCAUUGCCAGCUACAACCAUCUGGGCAACAACGACGGGAUGAACCUGAGCUCCCAGCGCCAGUUCCGCUCCAAGGAGAUCUCCAAGUCAAACGUGGUCGACGACAUGGUUGAGGCCAAUUCCGUCCUGUACAAACCCGGCGAGAAGCCCGAUCAUACGGUCGUCAUCAAGUACAUGCCUGCUGUUGGCGAUAAUAAGCGUGCUCUUGACGAGUACUACGCCGAGAUCUUCAUGGGUGGCCACCAGACGAUCAGCAUCUUCAACGUGUGCGAGGAUUCGCUUCUAGCGUCGCCGCUCAUCAUCGACCUCGUGCUCAUCGGUGAGAUGAUGACGCGCAUCCAGUGGCGCGCCAACGCCACCGGCAGUGCUGAUGCCGCCGAGUUCAAGAGCUUCCACAGCGUGCUCAGCGUGCUCAGCUACAUGCUCAAGGCCCCCCUGACGCCACCUGGCACGCCUGUGAUCAACUCGCUGGCCAAGCAGCGCGCUGCCCUGACCAACAUCUUCCGCGCCUGUGUCGGCCUUGAGCCUGAGUCUGAUAUGACUCUCGAGCACAAGCUGUUUUGA
Molecule: messenger RNA, 1662 nt
Organism: Grosmannia clavigera kw1407
Lineage: Eukaryota; Fungi; Ascomycota; Sordariomycetes; Ophiostomatales; Ophiostomataceae
Product: inositol-3-phosphate synthase
Exons: 1
Coding region: 1-1662 (553 amino acids)
Biological process (GO): phospholipid biosynthetic process; inositol biosynthetic process
Cellular component (GO): cytoplasm
Molecular function (GO): inositol-3-phosphate synthase activity
Source: RefSeq, a predicted model, not a curated record